This is a messenger RNA of Macadamia integrifolia, 1060 nucleotides long. RefSeq lists its product as uncharacterized. The record is from RefSeq and is a predicted model, not a curated record. NCBI's taxonomy places the organism in Eukaryota, Viridiplantae, Streptophyta, Magnoliopsida, Proteales, Proteaceae. The coding region runs from base 181 to 756 and encodes 191 amino acids. The transcript is spliced from 5 exons.
AAAGCUCCUUCGAACGUAACGUUCGAAUCCACGCCUCACGGCCAGCCUCUAAUGUUUUUGGUUAUCUGUUUUCUCUGACUUUCUGCUUCUCAUUUUCUGAUAAAACCCUUCCCUCCGAUUCUUCAUUGUUUCCCUAUAAACUAAAGUGUUCUUCGAUCUCACUUCUCUGUUGUGUCACGCAUGGCGACUCCUCCUUGCGAUGAGGAUCAAGGCAUAUACAGAAUUUCAGUGGGUUCUAAAAGAGGGGAUACAAAUCAGCAGUGCCCUUCACAAUUUUCUUUCUUGAGGCUCUUAGAAGUUCCUUAUACAUCUGAAAGUGAAUCAAGCUUGGAUAAUGAUUGGAAUAGCAUGGAAUUUUUCAGUUUUGAGAUGGAAAGUGCAGAUAGAUGUUCCUCAUGUAGUGUGGAUAUAAAUAUUGAGGAAACUUUGGGAAAUCCUAAGACCGAAGAACAAAGUGUUCAUCAUGUUAAAACUGAGAGUGCUCUAACUAGGGCAUCCCAGAGAAUGAUUGGCAUGCAAAUAGGUGGCAAGAUCUUGCAGCUUUUACUGAAUCAAAGCCUAACUUUACUGAAGUCCUCUUCUAGAGCAGAGAAAUCAAUGACUGAGGGAGCUCAUGAUACACCUAGUAGCAGAUGGCGAAGAUAUAAGCGUGCUGCUUCACUAGAUUCAAGAAAAGUUGUUAUUUUUUUCUCUGUACUGUCGAUCAUGGGAACACUGUUGUUGAUAUACUUGACACUUAGUGAAGCAGAUUGGUGAGUUCAUGCCUAGUGGUGACACGUGAAGUGAAGCAGAUUGGUAAUGGGAUAGUUCAUGCCUACUGUGGAUGCUUCUUGUUUUGGUUCUCGUCCUUCUCUUAGUUUUUGAUGAUAGUCUCUCUCUCUCUCACUCACACGAGGCAGUUCAUGUACAUAUGCCACAUUCAAAUUAUAGACCUCUGUUCUGCAACUCUUGAUUGUGUCAUUUCUAGGAGCUUGUUUAUUAUGUCCCUAUCUGUUGAUUCUAUGAUUUGUGGUCUGAUGUUGAGACUCAGGAAAAUGGAAAGGGAAAUUACUGUUUUUCA